AUGCCCCGAAGAAGGCCGAGGGAAGCAGUCAAGCGAUCAAAGACCUUCACAGGCUGCUGGACUUGCCGAUCCCGAGGAGUAAAGUGCGGCGAGGAGAAACCGGUCUGUGCCAGAUGCAGCAAAGGGUCCUUCCAUUGUGAGGGCUAUGGAGUUAAGCUUGUUUGGCCUGAUGAAUACAACAAUAAUCCCACGGGCGCCCAGAGGCGCUCGUUCACCCAGUUGAAGGAGACCAAGAAACCCACACUCAGUGAGCUACAACUUGAUAUUUCUCUCGCGACUUUGGAUGCAGCGACUGUCGUCGAUCAAGAGCAGGAUGGCCUCUUCUCGGUUUUUAGGCUGUCACCACCCAGAGCAGCUAUUUCUCCUAACCAGGUUGGGCCCUCUAACCAGUUCAUCGUGGAAUAUGGGAAUUCGGUUUUCGAGGCUUCGUCUAAUCAAGACUCCUCCAUCUCAACUAUAUUGGAGGGGUCGGGUGAAGACAAGGUUUUGCACUAUAAUGAAGACGAAAAAUUGGAUCUUUCAAUUUAUAGAUGCCGUUCUCCAUAUAGUUGGCAACACAAUAUGGCAUCUCAUUGGGAAUUCUGGAUGAAAGAUGCUAUGGAUCCUGUUAAACCACUCGAAUAUUUCACACCCCUUGAUGACCCGGGACCCCGAGGAGAACGAGAAUUAAUGCAUUACUGGGUGACGCAUCUGAGCGACCUGAUGAUAUCGGUGCGUUUGGCAGACAAUCCUUACCGUACUGUCUGGAUUCCCAUGGCUCUGGAAUCCAUGGCAGGCAAAGAUAUCUUGCUUGAGAACUCCGCUCUUCUUCAUGCGAUCUAUACGUUGUCGGCCUUCAACAAAUUUCAGCGCGUAGGCUCCAAUAGCCUACCUUACUCCAUCAGCGCCAUCAAACACUACCAAUUGAGUCUCGAGUAUCUCCAACAGGCAUCAAUGCAGCAACAUGAAGCGCAGCUGGAAGUUGUGCUGGCUACCAUUAGUGCUCUAUCACUCAUGGAGGUCAUCAAUGGCAACUUCUCAUUCUGGCGCAAACAUCUCAAAGGUGGCCGUGCAUGGCUUCAGUCCAUUGAGCGAGGGAAUUGGACUCGUUUGCAAAAGUCGGCGACUUAUCAAUUCUUCCUGUGUGCUGAAGUCAUUGGAUCCGUCUUUCCAAGGGCUGCCGAGGAUACACCCUUACGGAAUAUUCAUAACCGUGUCGUUGGCGACUCAGACUACAUCCAUAAUUCAACCUUUGGUGUUACGAGCAUUUUCCUAGACGCAGACUACGUUCUUGAUCAAUACUUCGGUAUUACAAAACCAAUUUUGGAGGCCAUCACACAUAUCAAUCAUAUUCUCGCAUCUCCCUACCGUCCCUCCAAGACCGAAUUGGAAGGACUUGAGAUUAAAAUUCGGCUCAACAGACCGAUUUCUGUAUUGAAAAGACAAGCAAACUUUGAGGCCGAAAGCCAGGUACUUAUGGAUUACAAAAUGAUGUUCUAUUAUGCCUGCUAUAUUCAUUUUAAACACAACCUACUGCAUACCGCUUCGGAGGACCUCCAAGGGAUAGUACGUCACACUCUCAUACAUUUACGAAACAUUGAAAGCCACGAAAUAACCCAUGGAUGCUGUGGAAUUUUAUGGCCAAUCUUUUUGAUCGCCUGUGAAUCCGACGAACGCAAGUCGCGCAACGCAUUCCUUGGAUGGUUCUCCACGAAGGCGAGACUGGGAUUGGGAAGUAUUGCUCCGGCUUUGGCUGUAGUUGUUGAAGUUUGGCGUAGGAGGGAUGCUGCAAGGUCCCGUGAUAAUGACAACUGCUUUGUGAGCUGGGAGAAAGUCAUGGCAGAAAUGGGAUUAGAUUUAUUUAUUAUUUAG
This is a messenger RNA of Penicillium nucicola, 1851 nucleotides long. RefSeq names its product Zn(II)2Cys6 transcription factor. Gene Ontology annotation, molecular function: zinc ion binding; transcription cis-regulatory region binding; DNA-binding transcription factor activity, RNA polymerase II-specific. Gene Ontology annotation, biological process: positive regulation of transcription by RNA polymerase II. Gene Ontology annotation, cellular component: nucleus. The transcript has a single exon. Lineage: Eukaryota; Fungi; Ascomycota; Eurotiomycetes; Eurotiales; Aspergillaceae. The record is from RefSeq and is a predicted model, not a curated record. Bases 1 to 1851 code for a protein of 616 amino acids.